Molecule: messenger RNA, 345 nt
Organism: Pseudozyma hubeiensis SY62
Lineage: Eukaryota; Fungi; Basidiomycota; Ustilaginomycetes; Ustilaginales; Ustilaginaceae
Exons: 2
Coding region: 1-345 (114 amino acids)
Source: RefSeq, a predicted model, not a curated record
AUGAACGGCGGAUUGAAAAUUCGAAAAGAUGGGAAGGGAGGGCAGAGACGGCUCGACCAAGCUGUUCGAUCGGGUCGACUGGGCGAGAUCCAAGAGCGGCGACGCAAGCGCUGGGUUGCGACAAAGCAAUGCCGAGCUUUGGCCGAAGGCCAGAUGGAUCGUCUCUGUUGGUCUUCUACUCUACGCUUUCGCAAUACCACAGGUUCAAGGGUGACGAGACCUGAACGACUGCGGCUUGGAGUGUGCGGGCGAAAGAGGGCGGAUGAGCCUGCUCUGAAGAAGGGAGGAGCGUCCCAACGAGAACAGAGACUCAACCACUGGAAGAUGACCCAAGCGAAGAGAUAG